Molecule: messenger RNA, 1000 nt
Organism: Spirodela intermedia
Lineage: Eukaryota; Viridiplantae; Streptophyta; Magnoliopsida; Alismatales; Araceae
Source: the annotation of a GenBank genome assembly
AUGGGACUGAAGGGCAAGCUCUCCCUCCAGUGCAAGGCUAACUGGACGGAUGAGUACAAGAAGGCCUUCAUUGACAUCUGCCUGGACGAAGUGCACAAGGGCAACCGACCGACCACCAGCUUCAACCGAUCAGGCUGGGUCAAUGUCACAGAGAGAUUCAACGACCUGAACGGGACAAAGUAUGUCAAGGGUCAAUUCAAGAACCUCUAUGCUGUCAUGAGGGAUAGCUGGAGGGAGUGGAAGAGCCUGGUCAACCGGACGAAUGGCUGGGGGUGGGACCCUGUCUUGCAGACGAUAGACUGCGACCCCCAGACCUGGGAGGAGUACUGCAAGGUCAGUGGAAUCAGGCAAUGAGCUCCUCUUUUUUUAUGGUUGGUUUCUGACUCUCUCUCUCUCUCUCUCCCUCUCUCUCUCUCUCUGUGAUAUCCUUGUGCAGAGCCACAAGCAGGCCAAGCAGUUCCUGACGAGGCCUCUCCUUUAUGAAGACGACCUGGAUGAGCUCUUCAAAGGAACAGCAGCUGCCGAUGGGGAGACCUACUGUUCAAGUGAGCCUGACGUAGAUGGGGCUCCAGUGAAGCUGCUGCCAGUGACAGACCAGUUCGAAGGAUCAUACUCGAUGGAAACAUUUGAACCAUCAGAUGCACGGCCAGAGAAUGAGGAGGUGCUGUCAGAGGAGCCAUCUAGGAGUCAAACCAGACGCCACUCUCCACCCGAUGCCCACUGGCGCAGGAGGAAGAAGUUCAGAGCCGCCAAUGGUGCCCAGGCCCAAGUCACUGGUGCGCCAGCAGUGACCCCUGGGUCUCCACCCCAGCCCCCCUCAGCUGCAGAUGUGAUCAGGCUGCUCGACCACAUAGAGGAUGUGGAGAUGGGUGGUAAUCUUUACUUGGGGGCUCUGCGGGUCCUCCGGGACACAACGGAGAGAGAAUUCUUUGUUGCCUUGGAUCCACGUGUGCGCUCAGCCUGGCUGCGCAGCAUCGUCUACGGCCAUAAGGGUGGUUAG